AUGGUGCAUACUGCAUACGAUUCGAUCGAACUGCUCAAUGAUUGUCCUAAGAAGAUCAAUGCCGUCGUACACUACGGCUCCACCCUUCUUGUUGCUUGCUGCGACGGAUCUCUACGAAUCUACGCUUCAGAAUCCGGCAACCGAGAUCCGUCCUCUGAUCGCCUCUCUCAAACCCUGGAACUUAAGAAGGAGCUGUACGUGCUUGAACGAACCAUCAAUGGAUUUUCCAAGAAGCAAUUGUUGGCAAUGGAGGUGUUGGCAUCAAAAGAGCUUCUGCUUUCUCUAUCUGAGUCGAUUGCGUUUCAUAGGAUACCCAAUUUUGACGCACCAGCGGUGAUUUCGAAGGCGAAAGGAGCCAAUGUCUAUUCGUGGGAUGAUCGCAGAGGGUUCUUGUGCUUUGCUAGGCAAAAGAAAGUCUGCAUUUUCAGACAUGAUGGAGUACGGGGAUUUGUGGAGGUGAAAGAAUUUGGUGUUCCAGAUACAGUCAAGUCAAUGUCUUGGUGUGGGGAAAAUAUAUGUCUGGGAAUUAAAAGAGAAUACGCCAUAUUGAAUGCCACAAAUGGUGCACUGUCGGAGAUCUUCCCAUCGGGGAGGACUGCUCCACCAUUAGUGGUGUCUCUUCCAUCUGGAGAACUUCUUUUGGGGAAGGAUAAUAUUGGCGUGCUUGUGGACCAAAAUGGCAAACUCCUUCCAGAAGGCAGAAUUUGUUGGUCUGAGGCCCCUGCAGCAGUUGUCAUUCGGCAGCCGUACGCUAUCGCGCUUUUACCGAAACACAUCGAGAUCCGAUCUCUGCGAGUCCCUUACCCGUUGAUACAAACUAUUGUUCUACGCAAUGUACGCAGUAUUCAACAAGGAAGUAAUGCCAUAAUCGUUGCCCUAGAAAAAUCUAUAUAUGGAUUGUUUCCUGUUCCUCUCGGUGCACAGAUUGUACAUCUGACAGCAUCUGGAAACUUCGAAGAAGCCUUGGUAUUAUGUAAGUUGCUUCCACCAGAAGAUUCAAGCCUACGAGCCUCCAAGGAGCAGUCAAUUCAUAUUAGAUAUGCACACUAUCUCUUCGAGAAUGGAAGCUAUGAGGAGGCCAUGGAGCACUUUGUGGCUUCUCAAGUAGAAAUAACUCAUGUGCUAUCUCUAUAUCCAUCUAUUGUUCUUCCUAAGUCGUUUCCGGCUGCUGAACCAGAAAAAAGUGUUGAUAUAGAUAGGGAGCCAUAUUUAUCAAGAGCCUCGUCCUGUGCAUCCGAGGAUAUGGACUCUUCUCCAACUGGUCUGCUACUGGAAUCUGAUGGAAGUUCAGCUGUCGACUCCAAGAAAAUGAGCCACAAUACUUUAAUGGCUCUGAUCAAGUUCUUGCAGCAGAAAAGAUCCAACAUAGUUGGAAAGGCAGCUGCCGAGAGCACAGAGGAGGUUGUUUCAGAUGCUGUCGGACAUACCUUUGUUUCUCAAGAAAGCAGCCGAUCGAAGAAGUCAAGCAAGGGACGACUUAACAUCCCUAUUGACUCGGGUGCUAGAGACAUGGCAGCAAUAUUGGACACUUCACUUCUGCAGGCUUUACUUCUGACCGGCCAGACUGCUGGUGCUUUAGAUUUACUGAAAGGUUUCAACUAUUGUGAUGUGAAAAUAUGUGAGGAGAUCUUGCAGAAAGGAAAUCACGAUGCUUGUUUGUUAGAGCUUUACAAAUGCAACUCAAUGCACCGUGAAGCUCUCAUACUUCUUCAUCAAUUAGUGGAGAAUGCCAAAUCGGAUGAACCAAAAAUCGUACUCCCCCAGAAGUUCAAGCCUGAGAUGAUAAUUGAUUAUCUCAAACCUCUCUGCGGGAGUGACCCUAUGCUUGUACUGGAAUACUCAACGCUUGUUCUUGAGAGUUGUCCAACACAAACUAUUGACCUCUUUCUAUCGGGAAAUAUUCCUGCAGACUUGGUUAAUUCUUACCUAAAACAGCACGCUCCAAGCUUGCAGGCCUCAUAUUUGGAGUUGAUGCUCUCAAUGAAUGAAAAUGGGAUCUCCCAGAAUCUGCAGAACGAAAUGGUGCAAAUUUAUCUUUCAGAAGUGCUUGAUUGGUAUGCUGAUCUCACUGCUCAAAAGAAGUGGGAUGAAAAAACUUACACCCCAACUAGGAAAAAACUCAUAUCUGCAUUAGAGGGUAUUUCCGAAUAUAAUCCAGACAUUAUGUUGAAGCGAAUCCCAGCUGAUGCUUUGUAUGAAGAGCGAGCAAUCUUGUUGGGGAAAAUGAACCAGCAUGAACUUGCAUUAUCCAUAUACGUUCAUAAGCUUCAUCUUCCUGAACGGGCACUAUCCUAUUGUGAUCGGGUGUACAACACAGGACUUCAUCAACAGUAUGGAAAAGCUCAGGGCAAUAUAUAUCUAAUUUUACUGCAAAUCUAUUUGAAUCCUCGGAAAACAACCAAAACAUUUGAAAAGAAAAUUACUAAUUUAGCAUCUUCAUCGAGUAGUAGCAAUUCCAAGUCUGGUUGGUCAACACUUAAAACUAAAGGAAGAGGCUUGGGUAAGAAAGUCGCACAAAUUGAGGGUGCAGAGGGUACCAGAAUCAACACAAGUAUUCCUGAUAGCGGGAAAAGUGAUUUUGAAACGGAUGAUCCUGUUGAGGAAGGAAGUUCCACGAUCAUGCUUGAUGAGGUCCUCGAUGUACUGAUCCAGAGGUGGGACCGGGUCCAUGGAGCAAAAGCCUUGAGACUCUUGCCUAGAGAGAUCAAGCUACAGAACUUGCUCCCAUUUCUUGGACCUCUUCUCAGAAAAACCAGUGAAGCAUGUCGAAACUUUUCAGUGAUCAAGAGCCUGAGACAAUGUGAGAGCCUCCAGGUUAAGAACGAGCUGUAUAUCCAAAGAAAAGCAGAACUGAAGAUCACAUCCGAUAGCGUAUGCUCGCUUUGCAAUAAAAAGAUCGGAACCAGCGUUUUUGCAGUGUAUCCGAACGGAAACACCAUCGUCCACUUUGUUUGCUUCCGAGACGUCCAGAAUUCAAAAGCCACCAGAAAAGGAUCGUUCCUAAGGAGACGAUAAACACAUUAAGUUCACUUUCGAUAUGAGAUCUGUUGUUCUCUUUCUUCCCUAAAUAAGAGCCUCAACAAUGGUGGAUUUUUUUAUUGAAACUUUCUCCAAAAAUGAGACCCACAAGCAAAAAAGAACAGAUUAU
Messenger RNA from Cynara cardunculus var. scolymus (artichoke), 3148 nucleotides. RefSeq names its product vam6/Vps39-like protein. The transcript is spliced from 12 exons. Gene Ontology annotation, cellular component: cytoplasm; membrane. Gene Ontology annotation, biological process: vesicle-mediated transport; endosomal vesicle fusion; autophagy. The record is from RefSeq and is a predicted model, not a curated record. Lineage: Eukaryota; Viridiplantae; Streptophyta; Magnoliopsida; Asterales; Asteraceae. Bases 1 to 3015 code for a protein of 1004 amino acids.